UUCAUUUAGUGACCUCCCAGAGUAGCCAUUAAAAUCCUUCUUCUUUAUGGGUUAAAAACAAUCUCCCAUUUCAUUUUGUUGUAACAUCCCACCGAUAGGGUAUGGCCAAAUCCCAGCCCAGGCCCACAUCCGCGUUGACUGGGGCGGGGCAAGGUGGUGCUCGGUGGUGCUCGGUGGUGCUGGGUGGUGCUACGGUGGGUCCCAGGCCUCUAUCGCGAUCUCAAUACCCGACAGGCCAGCUUUGCAUGUGGCUCUCUUGGACUCGGUUUUGGGCUAUGCCUAUAUCUCUCGAUUGAACAAAAGUAAAAGUCUCUGGGCCGCCACUUUGGAUCCGUUCUCGUGCUGCAUUUCGGCCAGGUUUUUGGGCUAUAAAAGCAUUUGUGCCUUAGACCGAAGCAUUAUUCAGCUUUGUGUUCUUGCCACGAGUUCAACUUGCAACCAAAACCAAAAUGUUCAAAUACUUCGUUUUUGCCGCUUUCUGCCUGGCCAACGCCGCUGCCGCUCCUGGCUAUUUGGGCGGACUAGCUGCUCCGGCUUUGCCGUUGGCUGCAGCUGCUCCGGCCAUCUCGUACGGACACGCCUUGGCUGCUCCCUCGAUUGCUUCUUACGGACUGGCCCCCAGGCUUAGCUAUGCCGCCCCGGCCUUGGCGCACGCUCCUCUGGCGGCUCCGGCCAUUUCCGCCUACGGAUUGGGUUAUGGCCAUGGUCCCAUUGGCCUGGCUCAUGCUCCUUUGGGACUGGCUCACGGUCCUCUGGCCGCUCCUCUGGGAUUGGGCUACAAGUCGGCCUAUCCAGCUCUGGGUGCUCCUUUGGGACUGGGCUACAAGACAGCUUUGGCUGCUCCUGCCUAUGGACUCGCUCAUGGAUGGUAAGGAAGCUCCAUGCCACACAGCAUCGUUUUCCGCAUGUAUUUCGUUUUGUUUGAAUCGGUCAGAAAGAAAGUGUAAAUACACAGAACAAAAGAGAGAGAGAAAUUGGUGAAGGUUUUGUGAAGUGAAAUCAAAUUAUAAAAAGCCGAUUGUGAAGAGUGGAUUUGAUGUUGAAAUAUAUUUCGUUUGAAUUUAAAAAAGAUAUAUAACCUACGUGUUUUAU
Molecule: messenger RNA, 1092 nt
Organism: Drosophila santomea
Lineage: Eukaryota; Metazoa; Arthropoda; Insecta; Diptera; Drosophilidae
Product: cuticle protein 10.6
Exons: 2
Coding region: 450-872 (140 amino acids)
Source: RefSeq, a predicted model, not a curated record